CUUCGUGAACCUCGGAAACCCUGCUGAUAUUUGUUCCAAAUGAUUUCUACUCAUAUACAUACGCUCUUUAGGUUUUCGCAAACCGUGAGUCACUUUUUACUCUAAAUUCCCUUAUGCUUGACUUAUUCACUUUAUUUCACGGGUUUAUGGAAACUACUCUUAAUUCGGUUGAGAUUAAAGCUAAAGUAAUAGCCAUGUUCGUGUAAAUGAACUGAGCUCAAUGCUUCCCACCAAAUUAAUCAAGAAAAAGUAAUUAAGAAAAUUGCAUGCCAAACACACAAAGGAUAACUUUUCAAAGAUAUAAUAAUAUUUUACCAGUUGGAGAGAUUCCUUGGAAGAGAUUACCUUACAGGCGUUUGUUACGUUACAAAUCAAGUCAAACCGCUUUUCUUAAGUCCGCGACUUUACAAUGUCGGACACAAGCUGGAAGGAUUUCUUGGGAAAUACCAGCUUACACGGCGUUCGCUACCUUACAGAAAACAGCUUUAUUCGUAGAGUUAUCUGGCUGCUUGUUGUUUUAGCAGCUUUUUGUGGAUUUGGUUACCAGCUUUACAAAUCGAUCACUUUUUACUAUGAAUGGCCCACUGUAACGGCAAUGACGACAGAAUGGGACGAAGAGCUGGAUUUCCCAGCAGUAACAAUAUGUAACCUGAACACUCUAAGCAAAGAAAACUUUGUUAAAGCACGAAAACGUUAUAAAAGCGAUGCAACAACAGAACAGCUAGAAAAAGAAGUCGAAACAUUUACUUUUUUCAUGUCCGCUCCUCUAAACGAAAAUGCAAAGUCAAAGUUGCUUAACGAUUUUUUCGAAAACAGCACAUCUUAUAGGGAGAGAGGAAAUUUUGUAAAUAAAUCGUUAAAUGAUUUCUCGCACUCCAUUGAUGGGAUUCUAUCCAUAAAAUGGCUUAGACCUUGUCAAUUUAGCGGCGAGGAUUGCGACAGGAAAAACUUUUCUUCAUUUGUGGAUCUUAACUUUGGUCUUUGUCAUACGUUCAACUCUGGUAAAAAAGAAGAAAACGCGUUGAAGGUGGAAAGCCUUGGACCAAACAAUGGGUUACGACUGAGACUGAAUGUUCAACAAGAAGAUCAUGUUAGUAAUUUCUACUGGCUUCCGGCUGGUUUCAAAGUUCUCGUUCAUGACCGUAAAGAAUAUCCGAUUAUGGAACAAACUGGGUUUGCUCUGCAGCCAGGAACGCAUACCUUCUGUUCGACGAAAUUGAAAAAGUACAAAAACUUGCCUACACCCUAUAAUACCAAAUGUGGGGAAAACAUCACUGAUUUCAACCGAUACUUCAGCGUGAACUACUCCAUGUCUACGUGCGGCAAACAGUGCCUCCAUGAUUACGGAAUCAAGAAAUGCGGUUGUCAGCCAAUCUACCCAAUCACAAAGGGUGUCCCACUUUGCGCAUUAAACGACACAUUCGAGUGCAUUUAUCCGACAUAUUAUGGAAAGUUUCCUCGCGAGGCGGCAGAAUGCUUCAAAAAGUAUUGCCCUGUGCCGUGCGACUACACCAAGUACGAGACCAAGCUGUCUUACGCAUCGGCGAUAAGCAACGCUCUCGCAAGAAGUCUUCCCACUCACCUCACAGAAAGCAAGGAUGUAGCCGAUGCAUUCAGUGACAUUCAGAACAUGACAGAGCAGGAGCGGAAGAGAUUUUUCAGAGAAAAUGUCGCCACUCUUGAUGUGUACUUUGAGGAGCUCAGUUAUGACAAAAUUGAGCAGAAACCUUCUUUUGACAGCUGGUCACUUAUAGGGAAUAUCGGAGGCUACCUCGGCCUGUUCCUGGGUAUGAGCGUGCUAACAGUCAUGGAAUUCCUUGACCUUCUUGUAAUAAAAUUUCUCAAUAGGAUCUCUGGAACAAAGACUAGAGUCACUACUAUUCAAGUUGGGUCAUAAGGACAACUGUUUUAUACAAUUAUUUUAAAGCUGGGACUUAAUUUUUAAGUCCAAACCCUUGGCAGGAUGCUUAAAUUCCACGAUCACAUUUAGAUAGAGAUUAUGUUUGUUAUAAGGCAAAAUAUUGUAAAACAAUAUUUAAAUCAGCCAUAUAAAUAUGUUUUUCGAGC
Molecule: messenger RNA, 2067 nt
Organism: Nematostella vectensis (starlet sea anemone)
Lineage: Eukaryota; Metazoa; Cnidaria; Anthozoa; Actiniaria; Edwardsiidae
Product: acid-sensing ion channel 3
Exons: 6
Coding region: 410-1897 (495 amino acids)
Biological process (GO): sodium ion transmembrane transport
Cellular component (GO): membrane
Molecular function (GO): ligand-gated sodium channel activity
Source: RefSeq, a predicted model, not a curated record